GGCUAUUACGACUGGGUGAAGGAGCACAUCCACGAAGGCGCGCCGAUUAACGAGUGCGACCACUGCGGGGAUCCUCCGCUCGUGCUCGCGGCGGGCAACGGGCACACGAAGGUUGUCGAACUGUUGCUCAACGAAGGCGCUGACAUUCAACAGAGCGGAUUGAUGAAAGAUACUGGGUUGCAGCGCGCGGCGCACAACGGACACUAUCACACGGUGAAGUUCAUGCUCGAGCAAGGCGCGGACGUGGACGCGCUGGAUAUGGGCGACAACACCGCGCUGCACUGGGCGGCGAUGCGUGGACACGUGGAAAUCGUCAAUCUCUUGCUACAAAAUGGUGCGGACAAGAACAUCAAGAACAAACAAGAGUGCUUGCCCAUCGAUCUUUGCAAGGCUGUGUGGAGUAACUCGUACAAGUACGUGCGCGAAAUCCUCGCCCACUAA
Molecule: messenger RNA, 441 nt
Organism: Ostreococcus lucimarinus CCE9901
Lineage: Eukaryota; Viridiplantae; Chlorophyta; Mamiellophyceae; Mamiellales; Bathycoccaceae
Exons: 1
Molecular function (GO): protein binding
Source: RefSeq, a predicted model, not a curated record